Molecule: messenger RNA, 4118 nt
Organism: Portunus trituberculatus (swimming crab)
Lineage: Eukaryota; Metazoa; Arthropoda; Malacostraca; Decapoda; Portunidae
Source: RefSeq, a predicted model, not a curated record
CUCGCCAUUCCGCCAAUGAGGUCACGCUGGCACUGUGCUCCUCCUCCUGCCCUUUACUUAGAAGUCAUCGGAAAACGUCACCCGAUAUUUACCUAGAAAUAUGGCCGGUGCACCAUGGCCAGUAGUGUUCUUGAUUUUGAUGGGUAUAUGCAGGGUGGUACCGUUCACUGUUUCCAGUGUGGAUAAAGGAGUGUCUGAGGUCAGUCAGCUUGAUACUGAUAACAACACCAUAGUGACGAGCAUUGAUGAAGAGCGCAACACAACGCAGCAGAUGUCAAGAGGCAAGGAGCAGGUAAACGCCACGAAGUUCGACGCAGCAAAGAGCAACGAUGAAGGCAGUAUUCCACAGAACAAGUCUAGUGAUGAGGGAGAGGAGAAAAGUUUUAAUGACGAGGAAAAGAGGAACAAGUUUAAAGACGAGAAAGAGGAAAGCAGCUCAAAUAAGGACAUAACAGAAAGCAAAGCAAAAGACAGCACAUCGAAGAGUGAUGAGGAAAUGAGAGACACUUUCAGUGACGGCACAGCAGAGAGUAAAAAGAAAGACAGCACACAGCAGAGCAACGCUAGGAUGGGGAAAAAAGAUAUAGCAGAGGGGGGAAAAGAAGGAAGCAACUUGAAGAACAAAUCUAGUGAUGAGGAAGAGAAAAGUGUCUCUAAAAAGGAUGAUGUAGAAAACGAAAAGAAACACAAAAAAAUGAAGAACAACUCUGAUGACGAGAAAGAGGAAGGCUCUCGCCAGCAUGAAGCAACGGAGCGAAGUAAGGUACAUGAAAUAUCAUCAGCAAAACUUCCUGCCUUGGAAGACGAGGCACAGGCACGCUCUGCCUACAACUUAACAAACUCAACGAAACCAACAACACUGGCAGACACUGCAGCCAACGUACCAUCGAACCCUUCCAAACAACCCACAGAAACCGCAGCCGAUGAGCCAGCGAGCCCUCCCAAACCAAUGACACCGACUGAUACAGCAGCCGAUGAGCCAGCGAGCCCUCCCAAACCAAUGACACCGACUGAUACAGCAGCCGACACACCGACAACUACUCUCCUGCCGAUUAUAGGAGCUAGAAUGCUCAUUCCCCCAAAGAGCACGUACAUAAAGACCAAAGAUAACGACGUGGCGACAGAUAAAACCACUAACGAUAUACCGACAAGUACCACACCCGCAAAACACGACUCGCUAAACAAACCGACAACCAUUGCCGGUGGCGCCAAGGAAGCUGUGUCGCCGGACUCAUCCUCUCCAAGGGUCUUCGGCAGGUUCGGACGGGUGAAUUCAAUUGAUGAGUCAGAAACAACGACAGAGAAUGAUGAAGAUGUGUGCAAGGUACCCGUAACAGAAAAACAUGAAAGGAAUCUAAAUCUUGAGUGUGGCUCGAAUGAAAAAAAAUGUAAAAAACAAAUGAUUCCUGAGGGCUGUUGUGGAAGUAUCGCUACUAAGUGUUGCCUAGAGACUGACAGAACAGUCCACGAGGCGUACAAGACGACACUCGCAUCCUUGGAAUAUCGAAUAUAUGCACUCGAAGAGCAAACAAAAUCUAUAUACGAUAGGUUGUUUGCAGUAGACUGCUCUGAUUUGAUUAAUAUAAAAGAUGAGUUUGAGCCACAGACAUUAUACUUGGAGCGGGGGAAGAGGCCGGUCCGAGUGCUGUGCAACAUGGAGACAGAAGGCGGCGGCUGGACAGUGGUGCAGAGACGUGAGCCUCACCCAACACCUGUUGACUUUCAGCGUAGUUGGCACGACUACAGGGUAGGCUUUGGCACACCGGAAACAGAAUACUGGGUUGGGCUGCAGAAUUUACACGCUUGGACUAACACCAGACAGUACGAGUUGCGGAUUGAGAUUACAGAUUAUAAUGGCAAUUCCGCUUAUGCCCACUACAGGCGUUUCUACGUCGAAGGUGAGGAUCAAGAUUUCCGCCUGCACGUCUCAGGCUACCGUGGUACAGCAGGGGACGCCUUGACGAACAGAAACACGGCUGACAGCUUCACGGCCGACGGCAUGAAGUUCAGUACCUACGACAGAGAUAACGACUUAGCGGAUGACACGAACUGUGCUCUGCUGUGGAAGAGCGGUGGCUGGUGGUACAACUGUUGCUCGUGGUCCAACCUGAACGGCCCACACUGGAAGCAAGCGGAAGGCAGUAGCAUUGGCAUCAACUGGCACACCUGGCGCAACAGGGAGUACCUGCGCACCUCCACCAUGAUGAUCAGGCCCUCAACGUCUCCUUAAACACUGAACAGUGUCGCCCUAAGUCUAAAUCAUAAUUCCAGUACAAGUGAUCAGCAACAGAAAACAUCAUACAUCCAGUACUGAAAGUGCCUGCCGCUGUACAGGACUGCAUCAAAAGAACCUCUAGCACCUGUGAAAAGAAGAAAAAAAAGAAAAGAAAAGAAAAGAAAAAGAAAAAAAACACGCAACGUACAUUAAAGAAAAAAUGCGAUGUGUGAUUUUUCUUUAAUUACUAUCACUUACUUCUUGAGCAUCGUUUGAAACACAGUUACCUCGGGUGGUUUGGUGGCGCAUUGCAUCGAGUCUGCAACAUUGCCGGGGAUCGCAUCCCAAAUUCCCAGAAUCUUAUCUCGAUUGCUUUCCGACAGUCUCUCAUGGAAGUUAUAAGAAAUUUCAAGAGCGUUUUCGUAAUUCCAGUGGUAGUUUAACCAAAAUUCUGCACCGUUAAUGAAAAAAAAAAAAUAAAUAAUAACACCCAUAAGUACCUAACAAAUGAAAUCUAUGAAUUUUGAAAUUAAUCCUGAUGAGAAGCCAAAGCUUUUCUGUGCCUGGCUGAAUAGUGAAUACCAGUACUCUUUGGUCACACUAAGCCGUCCCCCCCACCCUUCCGGUGGGGUUAUUAUAUAUUAGUUAAAAAUAACGGUAGUAAGAGAACAGAAGGGAACGCUUGUAAUUAUCAAACAUGAUGAACACAAGAAAUUCAAUAAUGCAGUGAAAUUGUAUGUCUGAACAGACAAAUCUUUGGACGUGCAUGCAUGAAUCUCUCUCUCUCUCUCUCUCUCUCUCUCUCUCUCUCCUUGAAUACUUGUCAGCAAUAUCGAAGGUGUUCAGUCUUGCACCUUUUCACGUACGCACGCUAGUUGUGCUGCUAAAAUUCUAAAAUUGUGGAAAUUUACGCCAUAAAAGAAGUCACAAUAUUUAUCUGUUGUUCUCUAUAUCCUCGACAUUCGCGAACACUCACUGCCAUCAUGCCUCGUCACCUCAGGACAAAAAUUUCUCAUCCCCAUUAGGCAAAUAAUUACUCUGAAAUAUUUCUGCGCUGCACUUCCGCUAUCUUUCCAAAUGUUUCAACUGGUUUUUAAGUAUUUAUACAAUUGUAGCCUCAGAUUAACAAUAUGUCUACAUUACUAAGAAAAGAAACAAACUUGAAAACAGCACGCCGUCUCUUCGCACACGACAGCAGUGGUUCGGUUGUUUAUCAUAUUGUCUCUUUGGUGUUAAUACACUCAUUCUAUUUUGUAUUGUUUUCCUUUCCAAAAGGUCUAGUCCAAUUAUUCCUGGCUUAACAUCAUAUAUUUUGAGGGCGAGAGAUCGUGGCCUCCCGUUUUCCCUCACAUAAUGUUAAUGUAACUCAAGAUGUCGGUGCUGCUGAAGGAAAAUUAGUGAGGUAAAACAAAUAAAUAAAGAAAGGAGGAGAAACAAGGAAAGAAGGACCCAGUACACAAGAGCAACUAUGGCCGUUGAAAAAAAAAAAAAAAAAAAAAAAAGAAAACAGGCUUUAUAUUACCAGAUAUGAUGGAUGAUUAGGAACAAAUAUUCAAGAAACGUUAUUUGAAUGAGAGAGAGAGAGAGAGAGAGAGAGAGAGAGAGAGAGAGAGAGAGAGAGAGAGAGUGUGUGUAACAAACUUUACAUUAUCUUCAUCACACGAAGCAGACGUCAACAGUACACGGAGGACAUAUUGCUAAAGAUUAUGCAAGACUAAUGUUUCUUUUUCAUUCUACUUCUCUAUGCUUUACCUUGCUUCAUAUUGUUUAAAUGGUUUAGGCAAACGAAUAUCAGUGGUUUUCAUUGACAUCAUCAUUAUUGCUUACUAGUGAACACAGUUAGGCGAAGGAAAAGCAUUGUGGUAAAUAAUAAAUAGAUUAUAAAAGAUUUAUUUCAACUUUG